This is a messenger RNA of Eleginops maclovinus (Patagonian blennie), 5310 nucleotides long. RefSeq names its product transcription factor 4 (gene tcf4). NCBI's taxonomy places the organism in Eukaryota, Metazoa, Chordata, Actinopteri, Perciformes, Eleginopidae. Gene Ontology annotation, cellular component: chromatin; transcription regulator complex. The transcript has 22 exons. Gene Ontology annotation, molecular function: DNA-binding transcription factor activity, RNA polymerase II-specific; protein dimerization activity; RNA polymerase II cis-regulatory region sequence-specific DNA binding. Gene Ontology annotation, biological process: regulation of transcription by RNA polymerase II. The coding region runs from base 639 to 2858 and encodes 739 amino acids. The record is from RefSeq and is a predicted model, not a curated record.
GAGAGUUCUCAGCCUGUGGCCACACCUUGCCACCAGGAAGGAACCGCCCCAAACAAUCAGAUUUCCGUGUCUUUGCUGUAUGAGUGGCGGUGCUGGGUGAGAGUGUAAGCUAGGUGGCCGCACGAACACAUUUAUUACACCGAGGCUGUGCCAGACGCACAUGGGAUCCGUCCUGCGUACCCGGGGAUCUUCAGCAACCCGCAGCCGAGCGGAGGGGACCUGAGCCCGGCGUGGAGCAGCACUCACCCUGCCUGGACUCUUCCUCUGACCCGACACUGGAGAACAUCUCCACAUUUCCGAGGUGAUCUUUUCUCUCGGCAUCUUAUUUAUUUAUAUCCAGACCCUGACAGUCAUCCGCGGCGGACGAACUGCGUCUUAACGCGGAGAGGUCGGACUUGUUUGGCUGGGGAACACACACCAAAACACACGCGGAAACACUCCGGUCCUGUCGCCCCUCUUUUUCUUUUUUUAUUUCCUGCCAGCUUUUUCUCGACAUUUUCUAUCGAACCAGGAGCUCGCAGGAUGAACUAGACUUGCGAUCGUUUGUGUUUCACUGGAUUUAUUUCGCGGUGGAGGAAAAAAGAGAUCCCGGAGCGGAGCGGUGCGCAAAAAGACGAGGUCCGUGCGAUUUUGCUAAAAUGCAUCAUCAACAGCGGAUGGCAGCUUUGGGAACGGACAAGGAACUCAGUGACUUACUGGAUUUCAGCGCGAUGCGAAACAGCGAUUUGAAAAUGUUCCCAACAUCCAUGAUGUUUUCCCCUCCUGUUAGCAGUGGAAAGAACGGACCGACGUCCCUGGGGAGCGGACAUUUCUCCGGCUCAAAUAUGGAGGAGAGAACGAGUGCAGGGUCAUGGGCGAGUGGAAGUCGAUCAAAGAGUUAUGCAGACGGGUCUCAUUACAUGGCGUCACAUGACAGCAUCUCACCUCCGUACGCCAUCUCCAGCAGGCUAUCAGGAGCGAAAACGGAGAGGAGCUCAUACUCGUACGGCCGAGAGUCCAACCCACACUGCCACCAGUCGGUACUGGGUGGAGAGAUGGGUUUGGGGAGUCCCGGCGCGACGUCGCCCACCAAGCCGGCCGGGCAGUACUACCAGCACUACGGCUCCAACCCGCGGAGGAGAACGUUGCCUAUGGACACCAUGGAGGUUCACCCGAAAAAAGUGCGGAAGGUUCCCCCCGGUUUGCCGUCCUCAGUGUACGCUCCGUCUGCCAGUACAGCAGACUACAACAGAGACUCACCGGGUUAUCCCUCCUCCAAACCUCCCAGCGCUGGUUUCCCAAGCUCAUUCUUCAUGCCAGACGGUCAUCACAGUGGCGACCCCUGGAGCAGCAGCAGUAGCAGUAUGACCCAGCAGGGUUAUCACGGCAGCAUGCUGGGGGGCGGGAACUCGGCCCACGGCCCCUCCCAGAGCUCCUCCUACUGCGGGAUUCACCCUCACGACAGAUUGGUGAGCAGAGCUGUCAAUCACAGGGAGUCUGUACAGGGCGUGACACAGCAGAGUUACCCGUCGCACUCGUCUGCAGACAUCAACUCCAGCCUUCCUCCAAUGUCCAGCUUCCACCGAGGGGGAGGGAGCGGGGGCGGGGGCAAUCACUACAGCACCGCCUCAUGCACCGCUUCCACCAACGGCACAGAAAGCAUCAUGGCUAACAGAGCGCCGAACGCAGCAGCCAGCAGCUCUCAGACAGGAGACGCCUUAGGGAAAGCACUCGCAUCUAUCUACUCUCCGGACCACACGAACAACAGCUUCUCGUCCAACCCCUCCACACCAGUCGGCUCCCCGCCCUCCCUCACAGCUGCCAGUUCAGCUGUCUGGUCGAGGAAUGGCGGACAGGGAGCAUCAUCGCCAAACUACGAGGCUCCACUACACUCCCUGCAAAGUCGUAUCGAGGACCGCCUGGAACGUUUGGACGAUGCCAUCCACGUUCUGCGGAGUCACGCGGUGGGGCCGUCGACGGGUAUGCCGAGCGGGCACGGUGACAUGCACAACCUCAUCGGGCCCGCGCACACGCACAACGGCGGCAUGGGCGCUCUGAGCAGCGGCUACGGUUCAGGACUGCUGUCGGGCAACAGACACUCCCUCAUGGCGGGCUCUCACAGAGAAGACGGCAGCGGUGUGGGCCCUCUGCGUGGCGGACACUCGAUGGGAGGGCAGGUGCCGGGGUCUCAGAUGCCGGGUCAGUCGGCCACAUCGCCAGACCUCAACCAGCCCGACCCGUACCGCGCCCUAUCCGGAGGCCUCCAGGGCCAGAGCGCCUCCUCCGUCAGCUCCGAGAUCAAGUCAGAGGACGAGGGCGACGAGAACCUCCUGCACGACAGCAAGUCCCUGGACAACAAGAAGGAGGACGGGGACAGCAAGGACCUGAAAUCAAUUGAGAGGUUAAGAUCUAGGUUCAGCAACCCAGACGACGAGGACUUGUCUCCGGAGCAGAAGAUGGAGAGAGAGCGGGAACGGAGGAUGGCCAACAACGCGCGGGAACGUCUACGCGUCCGCGACAUCAACGAGGCGUUCAAGGAGCUCGGCAAGAUGGUGCAGCUGCACCUGAAGAGCGACAAACCUCAGACCAAGUUGCUGAUUCUGCACCAGGCCGUGGCCGUCAUCCUCAGUCUGGAGCAGCAAGUCCGAGAGCGAAACCUGAACCCCAAAGCGGCCUGUCUGAAGCGCCGCGAGGAGGAGAAGGGCUCGUGUCAUCGGACGGGGGUCACCUCUCAUUGGCCGCCGCUCACCACGCUGCCGCCGCCAUGGGCGAUGGGUCGAACCCUUUGGGACAAAUGUAAAACGCAGCAACACCCCUUCCCCCCUGAAUGGUCAAAGGUGCCCGAGUUCAUCAAGAUGAUGAGUGACCACUUCCUCUGACGGCGUUCCCAUGACAGCCCUGCAAUCGAUCGACCACGUUGUUGCUUCAGCCUGACCAAUCAGAUUCUCUUGAUCUUCGGCCUGACCAAUCAGAUCAGCCUCCUUCUCUCCUCUCGUCUGUCUCUUAUCCUGCCCUUCACCUUCGUCUUCUUCUUCUUUCGAGAAAACGGACCACAGAGUCCCGUUAUGUCGCUUUUGUCACUUUGCAUCUCCAGCCGAAGUGAACUAGAUGCUACUUUGUGGAGACGUUGAAUGGCCGCUGUAAACAUGGCUGCUGCAAAGUGGCCGUCUGUGGGAGCUUUUGACACAAAGUGACAACAACGGACAAACUUCUUUGGAUCAUCCAAGAAAUUCUUCUUCUUGUACUACUUGUUUUAUCAGCAUUCCCAGUUUUAAUGAACAAAAUGGUUCUAUAUAUAGUAUAUAUAUACGACAAAAAGGACAAAAAAGGACGACACACUUGCGCCAAAAAAGGGCAACUGGACACAGGGAGUUUGGAGGAUUGGUGUUGGAGCAAGUUGUUCAGAACGGAGCAAAACAUAUCACAAAGUGUUAAAGAAUUUUUGUUUUCUUUAAAGCAACAUUGCGCAGCUGAGUGCAGCGCGUCUCUGACUGAAUGGCAAUCUAACGCCACACUGUGGAUUAAGCUGUGCCUGAUCUCCUCUUAGAUGCCAACCAGUCAGAUAGAUAUACACACGGAGAAGCAAAGCAAGCGAAACUAAAAAAGAAAAACCAGAAAGAAUCAAGCAGAAGCAAGCUGCCCACUCAUACAUCCCCUUACUUAAUUAGGUCCUGAUAUGCCGUGUCGUUUAAACAGAAAUUAAGUUUGCAAGCGCUUUUUGACUAUCGUAGAUUACUAGAAUCAAGCGGGGCUAAAAAGCAAAAACGUGGGCAACUCGUUCUUCCCCUUCUAACGCAUUCCCUCCUAACCUACGAACCAACAUUCACCUUGGAUUGGAAAAGAAUCUGAACGUCUUUAUGUUUUUUUUAGCAGUGUUGACUUUCUUUACCAAACAUCAAAAUUGAACCUACUUUAAACCUUUUAGGAUGAUGGCAAUUUCAAAAGGCUGGACGGUCGUACAAUGGCCCGUGUGUGUCUUCUGGAAGGAACAGAAUACUUAACGAAUCAAUCAGUUAAUCAAUCAAUCAAGCAGUGAGCGACUCCAGGUGGACCGGGGUCUAAAUGAUUAAAGUCAGAAGAAUUACUGAAGACAAAAAGGAAGAUAGAAUGUGUACUCUUAGACGUGGCAGGAAGGAAAGACUUCCGUUGACAUCUUUGUUUAGGAUCGUUGGGGUCUUAGUGCAGAUUCAAAAUGUAGAACAGAAAGAAAGAGCUCUAGGAAACACGCCGAACCACAGUUAGGUAUUUGUCAACAUGGGCAGAGCCGGCAGUUUAGAUUGGUGUCCAGGCCUUUUCGCAAAUCAAAGGAUUACCGGGCAGAUGGUUGUGAGAGGAUGGACAGAUCAUACAAAUGAGAGAUGGAUGACUGGAUUAGAGGGAAGAGGGCUGGACUGAGCACUGAAGUGAAUCAUAUUCCAUGUUUAGCACAUUCCCUGAGUCACCAUUGCUCUGCUUGAAUAAGAGUUUUGGGAGUCAUAGAAGGAGAAAGGAUUUAAGUGGGUCAACAUUCCCAGAAUCGGAGGAUGAAACCCUCUUUAUUAGUCACAUACAUGCACACAGCAGAGCACACACAGUGAGAUUGGUCCUCUGCAUUUAACCCAUCCUACUACUAGGAGCAGUGGGCAGCUAUUGUGCAGCGCCCGGGGAGCAAUGGGGAGGGGGGAUUGGAGGUGUCAGCAGGGCCCAGGAGGUGAACUGGGACCUUUCCAAGUAGCAGCGACCCUACGAUUCCCACUCCAAGCCCCUACUGACUGAGCCACUGCGGGACAGGAGCUACUUAUAGAAGAGGGAGUAAUUAAAAUAGAAACGAGAGGUCUAAAUGGCAAUGAAGCUGCUGGGGAAACAAGGGUAUACUUUGUUCUGGGGGAAAGCAGCAGAAGUCAAAGCAUUCCUGUAUUGGAUUUAUUAGAUUCCAGUGGUUUAGUAUCUGGCCAAUCAUAACAUAAUAUUCAGGUUCAUUAAAGUUGAAGACUCUGUUACUGGGACCUUCAAUCCUGUUGGAUCGAUGCAAUUUUUCUAAAACAUUGAGUCUUGUUUUCUGCUUAGCAUUUUAGAAACUAGGGAAUCAAUUCUACUCGAGAUCCCCCACAGUUCCAAUUGGAUUUCUGGUUUUGGAAGACUGCUUUUUGUCCUGGUUGGGUGAAGAUGAGUUAGGUUUGUUCACAAUUAUCCGCUACAGUUAGGGUUAGGGUUAAGCUUAGCCCUCAGAUACUUUCGGCCAGUCUUGGCCCUCAAAACAAAACCAGUGUACUCCUGUGUGUCAUUCCUUAUGUGUCAAGCAUCCCUGGUGUAGGUCCCAGACACUUGUAUAAGCUUGAUUUGCUCUAACAC